Closterium sp. Naga37s-1 is the source of this 957-nucleotide messenger RNA. Lineage: Eukaryota; Viridiplantae; Streptophyta; Zygnematophyceae; Desmidiales; Closteriaceae. The record is from the annotation of a GenBank genome assembly.
AUGAUGGGCGACAAGUUCCAAAAGUGCCUCGCCAAGAAGGAGCAGGAGGCGACAGCGCGGAGGGCGGCCAGAAGGGCAGAGCGGGACGCAGCAAGCCAGCCCGCGACUGGGGGGACGGACGUGGGGGGGGGUGCGGGGGAAGGCCGGGGGGGAGAGGAGGGGGAGGAGGUGGAAGAGGGGGAGGAGGUGGAAGAGGGGGAGGAGGUGGAAGAGGGAGAGGAGGUAGAGGAGGGGGAGGUGGUGGAGGAAGUGGAGGAGGAAGUGGAGGAGCAAGAGAGAGUAGGGGAGGAGAAGAGAGUGGGGGAAGCGAGUGGGAAAAGUAAGAUUUCUGAAGAAAAAGCUGAGUGCAGUGAAGGGGAGACAGGGGAUGACAGUGAGGAGGACGGUGAGGAGGAAGGGGAUGUGGAGAAUGAGGAAGUGGAGGGGGAGAAGGUAGAGGAGGGGGGUGAGAGUGAGGGGGAGGAGGUGGAGGACGAAGAGGGUGAGGAUGGGGCAGAGUUCUGGAUGCCUCCUGUAGGUGACAGGUGGGAUGGGGAUGAUGGGGGUGGGCGGUGGGGCAGCAGGGAAGAGAAGAGGGAGGCAAAGCGGAAACGAAGAAUGGAAGCGGAGGAAGAGGAGGAAGAAGAGGAAGAAGAGGAAGAAGAGGAGGAAGAAGUGGAAGAAGAGGAGGAAGAGGAGGAAGAAGACGAGGAAGAGGAGGAAGAAGAGGAAGGGGAGGAGGAUGAGGAAGAGGAUGAGGAGGAGGAUAAGGAGGAGGAUGAGGAGGAGGAUGAGGAGGAGGAUGAGGAGGAGGAUGAGGAGGAGGAUGAGGAGGAGGAUGGGUCGGAGUUUUGGAUGCCACCUGUAGACGAACGGGAGGAGGGGGAGGAGGAGGAGGAGGAAGAAGCUUCACAAGCCACUGCAGCCGCGCGAGGCAAUAGGCGGAAGCGUAGAAAGGGGGGGAGGGGGCAUUGUUGA